UUCUGCCAUGUUACAUUCUCCGAAUAAUGUUUGCGCCCUUCUCGUAUUCCCGAUGAUAUCAAUCCCUUAACUGAUCUGUAUAUGUAUACGGAAUAUGUGGAUAUAAAUACCAGCUUCACCUUGCCUUCAAUUCCGUUAAUUCUCCAACUCUAUUACAUCACCACCGCAAUCCAACCCCAGAAAAUAAUCCCCCCGCCCCACUGUUGAACCGCAAGAAAAUACCCCGUACAAAAAACACCAACAACCAAAAACAUCAACAUGACCGACCCAACCCACUGGCUCCCGCUCACCACCUCCAACGUCCUCGCCGCCCACGACCUGGUCAAGCCCUACAUCCACGAAACCCCAAUCCUAACCAGCAAGACCCUCAACCGCAUCGCCUCCACGCCGCAAGCGGCCGAAGCGCUCGUCGGCACGCCGUUCGAGGGCCAGCCGCCCGCGCAGCCGAAGAUAAACUUCUUCUUCAAAUGCGAGAAUCUGCAGCGGAUAGGCGCGUUUAAGGCGCGGGGCGCGUUCCAUGCGCUGUUGCGGGCUGUGCAAGUAAUGGGGGAGGAGGAGGUGAGGCGGCGGGGGGUUGUUACGCAUAGUUCUGGAAACCACGCGCAAGCCCUCGCCCUCGCGGCCUCCACCCUCUCCAUCCCCGCCUACAUCGUCAUGCCCUCGAUCUCCACCCCGUCCAAAAUCGCCGGCACGCGCUCCCACGGCGCCAAAGUGAUAUUCUCCGGCUCCACCAGCCAGGAGCGCGAAGCCGUCGUCGCCACCGUCAUCGCCGAGACGGGCGCCAUCCUCAUCCCGCCCUACGACCACGCCGACGUCGUCUUGGGCCAGGGCACGGUCGCCGUCGAGCUGGAGAAGCAGGUGCGGGAGCUCGUAGACACGGAUGCGGGGUUGAGUGUGCAUCCUAAAGAGAGAGGAGGAGGAGGAGGAGGAGGAGGAGGAGAAGGCGGGAGGGGCAGGCCCGGCGUGCUCGACGCGGUGAUCACGCCCCUCGGCGGCGCGGGCUUGACCUCCGGCGUGGCGACGUAUUACUCGACGCGGACGCCCAAGACGCUCGUGUUUGGGGCGGAGCCGUCGUUCCAGGGUGGCGACGACUGCCGGCGCGGGCUGGCGGCGGGGGAGCGAGUUACGAGCGUGAAGACGCUGACGAUUGCGGAUGGGCUGCGGACGCCGGUGGGGGAGGUGGGGUGGAGUGUUGUCUCUGACAAGGAGAAGGUGAGGGGUGUGUAUGCGGUGAGUGAGGGGCAGAUUCUGGCUGCGAUGCGGCUUGUGCUGGAGAGGGUGAAGGUUGUUGUGGAGCCGUCGGCGGUGGUGGGGUUGGCGGUUUGUUUGUUUGAUGAAGGCUUUCGGAGGAUGGUGGUUGAGGAGUGUGCGCGGGAGGGGAAGGAGGGGUGGGAUGUUGGAGUUGUGUUUUCAGGGGGUAAUACGACUGUGGAGAGGAUUGGGGAGUUGUUUAUGGGCGGGGAUAAGGAGGAGUGAGAUGUAGAUGUUGUGUACAUACUACUAGUAGUAUAUGCACAGAGACAGUAUAGACGUAGAGGGCCUUUUAAUAGCCAUAUAGUUCAUAGUUCAUAUAUACAUAACAUAACCGGUUAUUUAGUACACCUCGUUCUAUCCCUCC
Messenger RNA from Blastomyces gilchristii SLH14081, 1618 nucleotides. RefSeq names its product threonine dehydratase. The coding region runs from base 259 to 1476 and encodes 405 amino acids. The record is from RefSeq and is a predicted model, not a curated record. Gene Ontology annotation, molecular function: threonine racemase activity; serine racemase activity; L-serine ammonia-lyase activity. Gene Ontology annotation, biological process: L-serine metabolic process; D-serine biosynthetic process; pyruvate biosynthetic process. The transcript has 2 exons. NCBI's taxonomy places the organism in Eukaryota, Fungi, Ascomycota, Eurotiomycetes, Onygenales, Ajellomycetaceae.